AUGGCCGAGGACACCAUUACCCACUUCUCCCAUCCAGGCCACGAGCUGGUGAAGCGGCACUACACCGGGCCGUUCGGCUGCGUCAUGUGCUGGGAGCGCCUGUCCGGCGCCGCCUACGGCUGCCGCGCCGGCUGCGAUUUCGCCAUCCACGACGCCUGCGCCGGCCACCCGCAGACGCUCACCUCUCCGUCUCACCACCCGCACCAGCUCGUGCUCGUCGAGACCCGCCGCGACGUGACCCACGGCUGCGACGUCUGCGCCGGCCGCUGCGCCGCCGGGUGCUUCCUCUACCGCUGCCCGCCGUGCGGGUUCGACAUGCACCCGCGCUGCGCCAAGCUGCCCCCGGCCGUGCGCAGCGUGCGGCACCCGGAGCAUGACCUCGCGCUCGUAGUCGCCGAGGGUCGCUGCGCCGCGUGCCACGCCAUGCAUGGCGCCGGUGCGCGCGCGUGGCUCUACCGUUGCAACGUGUGCAACCUCGACCUCCACGUCUCGUGCGCCGCCGCCGAGGGCCCGGAG
Messenger RNA from Setaria italica (foxtail millet), 516 nucleotides. RefSeq lists its product as uncharacterized. The transcript has a single exon. NCBI's taxonomy places the organism in Eukaryota, Viridiplantae, Streptophyta, Magnoliopsida, Poales, Poaceae. The annotation marks the transcript as partial. The record is from RefSeq and is a predicted model, not a curated record.